AAAAAAAAAACGAAACAGGCGAGAUCCAUUUGUGGCUCUGACAUGCUGUAAGUUGUUUUACCUGGACUGGACCUAUAUUAUGGCUUCGCUGUAUCAGAGAUUCACUGGGAAGAUCAAUACGACCAAUUCCUUCCCGCACCCACCUGAGGCCAGCCAUCUCCUCGGUGGACAGGUUGCAGACGAGGAAAACGCAGCGAAGACCACUCAGCAACUCGUCGAUGGCAGACCUCACGUCCAGUACCGCAAAAAAUGCUUGCGGGAGGAUGAGGAUGACCUUGUGGGCAGCGCUCCACCUCAGAGGAACUGGAAGGGAAUAGCCAUCGCCCUGCUGGUCAUCCUGAUCAUCUGUUCCCUGAUUGUCACCUCCGUCAUCCUGCUGACUCCUCGUGAAGAUGACAGCCUUGCCCUUAAGAAGAAAGUGACUAUAGAGGAUGUCUUUGGUCCAAGCCUUCACAUCCAUGACCCACAUGCCAAAUGGCUCAGCGACAAUGAGCUCCUGUAUCGUACAAGGAAAGGGGAUGUUGUUAAGCUUAAUGCUGACACGAAGAACAGUGUGGUUAUCGUGCCGAACCAGUUGUUUGACAGAUCCAGAGCCGCCAUGUACCAAGUAUCUCCAGACAUGGAACAUGUGUUGUUUGCCUUUGAAGUAAAACCGAUCUAUCAACACUCCUAUGUGGCCAAGUACAUUAUUUACAGCCUCACGACACAGGAGACCUGGCCUCUGAACCCUCCUGAGGUGCAUGAAGCUGCCCUGCAGUUUGCUGGAUGGGGACCCCGAGGCCAGCAGCUGAUCUUCAUAUUUGAAAAUAACAUCUACUACAAAACAACGAUAGAGAGCCGAGCGAUCCGCCUGGUUUCCACUGGCCAAGAGGGAGUUGUCUUCAAUGGCCUUGCUGACUGGCUGUAUGAAGAGGAGAUCCUGCAGACCCAAAUAGCCCACUGGUGGUCUCCAGACGGGCUGCGCCUGGCCUACAUGACCAUCAAUGACUCGCUGGUACCGAAGAUGGAAGUCCCAUUUUUCACGGGAACGCCAUACCCCACUAACCUGGAGUAUCACUAUCCAAAGGCUGGGGAGGAAAACCCUGUAGUGCACCUGUCUGUGGUGAGCCUCAAUGGUCCCCUGCACACCGUGGUGAUGAAGAAACCUGAUGACCCCCGAAUAGGGAGGGAAUAUUAUAUCACCAUGGUGAAAUGGGCCACCAGCACCAAACUGGCUGUAAACUGGCUGAACAGAGCGCAAAACAACUCCAUCCUGACACUGUGUGAGGCUACGACUGGAGUCUGCAUUAAGAAACAUGAAGAUGAGAGUGACAGUUGGUUGCACAGACAGAAUGAAGUGCCACUCUUUUCCCAAGACGGACACAAGUUCUUCUUCACCCGAGCAAUACCUCAGGGUGGGAGAGGAAAGUUUUUUCACAUCUCUAUGUCCACCUCGAUGCCUAACACUAGCACAGACAUACUUCAGUCCCUGACGUCUGGGGACUGGGACAUCACCAGCAUCUUGGCAUACAAUCAUCAAAGGAACCUCAUAUACUUUCUGAGCACAGAGGACAACCCCAAACGACGACACUUGUAUAGCGCCGACACAAUCCCUCCAUUCAACCGCUGCUGCCUCUCUUGCGAGUUCAAGUGUGGCUAUGUGGACGUUUCAUUCAGCCACAAUAUGCAGUACUUCUUACUCAACUGUAAAGGCCCAGAUAUACCAAGUGUGGCUAUUUAUAGCACUAAGGACAAACUGAAGGUGUUCGACGUGGAGAUGAAUGAGAAAGUAAAUGAGACGUAUAAUAGCAUGCAGAUGCCCAGGGUGGAAUACAAGACCAUCACCAUAGACGACUAUAUUCUGACGAUGCAGAUUCUGAAGCCAGCUGGAUUCGUAGAGACUGCCCAUUACCCCUUACUGCUGCUAGUGGACGGUACGCCUGGUGGGCAGAUGGUGACAGAGCAGUUCCAGGUGGACUGGGCCACGGUUCUGGUCAGUAGCUUCAGUACCAUCGUGAUCCGCUUCGACGGCCACGGCAGCGGCUUUCGGGGCACCAACCUUCUCCACAAAGUCAGGAGAAAGCUGGGAAAGUUGGAGGAGAGGGAUCAGCUGGAGGCCCUCAGGUUCAUAUCCAAAGAGCCUUACAUCGAUAAGAAUCGAAUGGGAGUCUAUGGAAGGGCCUAUGGAGGAUAUUUAGCCACAAUGCUUUUGAGCUCUGAAGAGUUUACCCAACUUAAAUGUGGAACAGCAGUCUCACCCAUCACGGACUUUGAGCUAUAUGCAUCUGCAUUUUCAGAACGAUACCUCGGUUUAAAGACAGAUUCCCGAGUAUAUACGAUGACGAAUUUAGCACACAGAGCGGGUCAGCUUCUGGAGAAACAGUACUUGAUAAUUCACCCAACUGCAGACGAAAAGGUUCACUUCCAGCACACGGCCAAGUUUAUCAACCAUUUAAUCAGCGAGAAGGCCAACUACACUCUACAGAUCUAUCCAGAUGAAGGACAUUUCCUACACAGUGAUGGGACACAGCAGCACCUGAGCCAGUCUCUGGUCAACUUCUUUGAGGAGUGUUUCCGGGUGCCAGAGGUACUGACGGACGACCAGCAAGACGACGAGGACGACAGUUAAGCCUGCUCCUGUGAGCAGCCACCCCUCCACCCACCCCCCACCCCCCUCGGCCAGCUACUACAGCACAAUAUGCAACAGAUCUUUCAACCCAAUCAAUCCACGACCCCUGCACCUGUCCAAUCUGAUUUUAGCUCUACUCUGAAGCGCAGCACCUGCAUGUGCAAAAGGGGCCUCGGCCUAUUUUCCCUCUCCUCACCUUGUGCUGACCAGGAAACCAGUCAGAAAGACGUUGAAUAAAUCUCAGAUGUGGACAGUCAUAUCUCUCUGCAAUUGGAAUAAGUGGACUAGUACUCCCUCUGGUGGACAAAUAGAGGAUCAACAUAAUGUACAUUGAGAAGUGUCUCCAUUCCAAACCAGGUACAUUAACAGAGCGCUUUGCAGCACAAAUUGUCCCCCCCGUGAAGAUCAGUUCAUUAUGUUGAGAUUUAACUUUUGGGCUGCCACUCUCUGAUAACCUUUGCCAACUGACUUACUGAUUAUUGUGUUCAUGAGUAUGAUUACUGCUACUUGUUUCUCAGAAAUUUCUCUGUUCAGUGUCUUACAAUAGUACUGUGUCUAUGAGUGGAUGUCUGGCUGCAUCAGUCCUUAGUUGCUUUACAAAACAAGGGCACAAUGUUUAACUUUGUGUUGUACUCCAGAAAAAAAGGUGUCUAUACAAAAAUGGUAUUUUCCCUCGUCAUAUAUCUGGAUUGACCUCUUCUUUUAGUCACUGUGCCUUACUGUGGGUGAAAUGUUCAUGUUAGGAGCCCACAUGAUGCUGAAAAUGAGUAAAUAUGGGUAGGCCUUGUCUGAACUGUGCAUUCCGUUGAUAACUCGAACACAGAUCAUGAUUUCAUUUUCCUGAAAGGAUAAAGUUUUUAAAAAAAAAAAAAAA
This is a messenger RNA of Seriola dumerili (greater amberjack), 3482 nucleotides long. RefSeq names its product dipeptidyl aminopeptidase-like protein 6 (gene dpp6b). The transcript is spliced from 26 exons. Gene Ontology annotation, biological process: proteolysis. NCBI's taxonomy places the organism in Eukaryota, Metazoa, Chordata, Actinopteri, Carangiformes, Carangidae. Gene Ontology annotation, molecular function: dipeptidyl-peptidase activity; serine-type peptidase activity. The coding region runs from base 80 to 2608 and encodes 842 amino acids. The record is from RefSeq and is a predicted model, not a curated record.